Molecule: messenger RNA, 414 nt
Organism: Didymosphaeria variabile
Lineage: Eukaryota; Fungi; Ascomycota; Dothideomycetes; Pleosporales; Didymosphaeriaceae
Product: palmitoyltransferase swf1
Exons: 3
Coding region: 1-414 (137 amino acids)
Source: RefSeq, a predicted model, not a curated record
AUGUCCCGCGCCGUCAGCAAGAAAGAACAGUCGCAGCAGAUUGCGCACCAACACCAAGGACAAGAGCAGCAUGCCCGCGAUGUGGAGACUACGGAACAUAAGUCUAGUGCCAAUGCCUCGGCCGGCUUGAACCUUAACCUUUUUGGCGCCCUCUCCGGUGCCCUCAGCUCCACAAAACGCAAAGAAACCACCAACAAGCCCGACGGCUCCAAGCAUACUAUCGAGGACUCGCAUGACAAGGCUGCAGCAUCAGGCUACGCCGCGGGGCAGGGCAAUGCCUUCGCCCAAGGGAACACGCAAGACGGAGGCAAGCACGAGAAACGGCGGGAGAUAGGGCAGAAGCAGGAGCAGGGGAAGAUUGUGGCGGGGCAGAAGCAGAGCCACAAGGUGGAUCAUCUGGGAAUUGAGAACUAG